AUGUGCAAGCGAGGACAGCAAGGUGAGACAGCAAAUGGGGAGCCGAAGGGAACACAACGGGCAUACGAUGUGCAACAGCAAUAUCAGCAAGGGACAACUAGCAAGGGCGAAUCAACUGAGCCCUUUUUCCCCUCCUGUCCUUCUUCUCCUCAAAGCUCCUUCUUCUUCUUCCCCUCUGCUUCUUCUCGCCGCCUUCUCUCCUCCCAUACCCUCCUGCGCCGCCGUCUGACAACAGGCACGUCAAUGGUGGCAUGGGAGGGAUUACAGGCGAGGUCAAGUCAAUCGAGUUUUUCUUAUGGUAAUGCUGCUCGCCCCACACUCUUCUUCUCUGCCCCCAAUUUCCCUCUGUCGGCCUCUCGGUUGAAUCUCCUCUCUGUUUCUCAUUUCGUUUACCUUCGCUCCUCUACCUUCAGAUGCCUUAUUUCUGGACUCUUCCUCUCCUCUUUCCUCACGUUAUUGAUCUCUCCGCUCUUCCUCUUCUCAUUCUUUACAUGCCUUUUUCCCUGGUAUUCCUCCUUCAGAUCUGAUCAGCAGCAGUGGGCGGGGCAGCAUUUUGGCAGCAGAAUUGGAGCACGAGCGUGCACAAGAAUAGCACGUGCUUUGAGGACUUUUCUAGUGGAUUGGACUGGUGAGGCAGGGAUUGUGUUUGCCUGGUGGAACCCACUGGAGUGGCCAACUGGUGAAAAACUUAUCGGUAUCUCUCUAGGACAACCACGUGCUUGCAAGACGGAAGAUGAAGAACAAAUAUUCUAG
This is a messenger RNA of Closterium sp. Yama58-4, 753 nucleotides long. Lineage: Eukaryota; Viridiplantae; Streptophyta; Zygnematophyceae; Desmidiales; Closteriaceae. The record is from the annotation of a GenBank genome assembly.